CACUACCGACGAGGCCCUUGAAUUGGAAGGUCCUAGGAAAAAAAAAACCCAAAACGAGAGUAUCCAGCUGGCCAGCUCCAUGGAAAGCCAAGAGCUUAGCAUCAAAGCAAACAAAGUUUUUAUGGAAGAAGAAGAAGAAAACCAGGGAACCGCCACCACCACCACCACCAGCGACAGAUGCAAUUUUGCAGAACUGCCGUGGCAUGUAAUUCUGGAAAUCAUGCUGAAGCUCCCCAUCGAAGCCUUAAUCCGAUGCAGGUACGUAUGUAAGGCGUGGCAUGACUUACUCUUAGAUCCUAGUUUUGCCAAACUCCACCAUGGCAGCACACCCACUGGCUUUGUGCUUCAAUCUAGCUUAUUUCCUCAUGGCAAUUCUGGAGCGCUCUACUUGAUUGAGCCUCAAGAACAAGAACCCUCUUCUAUAAUUGCCAAGUUUAACCAAUUCCCAUAUCUUGAAUCUACUCUUGUGAAUUCAUGUAACGGCUUGAUUUGCUCGUGCGAUAUUCGGAUGGCUAAUCCCAUCUACAUAUCAAAUCCUGUAAUGGGUGAGUUCUUGACCCUCCCAAAAGGUGAAACAAAUCCCGACCGUCAAUUCGUAUCUGGGUUCGGGUUUAGCGCCAAGACUAAGCAAUACAAGGUGAUUAAGUACUCUGAAUUUGCAGAGAUUUAUACUCUUGGAACUGGUGCUUGGAAAAGAAGCGAGCGUGUUCCGCCUGCGCGCCAUCGGAGCUUGUUUGGGACUUUUGUGAAUGGGGCUCUGCACUGGCUUGUUAAGCUUCCCAAUUCCUCCGUGCUUAUCCGUUGUUUUGAUCUCGAAAAUGAGAAAUUUCAGACAAUCCCGCUGCCUUCGUCUACAUUCUAUCAUGCCAGCUUCGAAAGGUCAAGCCUUGGGAUAUUGGGAGAUUGUCUUUGUUUGAGUUCAGUUGUUGCGUCUGCUUCUUCUGAUUGGGAUAUCCAUGUUUGGGUGAUGAAGGAAUAUGGUGUUAGAGAGUCUUGGAUCAAAGAGGCUGCGAUUAAAUAUCCAAGCCCAUGGGAAUACUGGUGGAGUCCUGAAUGCGUGAAAGUUAUCAGUUUUUUGAAGAACAGGGAAGUUGUGUUGGAUUGCGCAGGUUGUCUGGUUAUUUAUGAUGUUGAACAAGAAAGUUUCAGGUUAUUGAAGCCUAAUGGGAUAUUAUUGACACACGUCAAUGCAACUGCUCAUGCAACCAGCUUUGUUUCGCUCAAAGAUAUUGCAAAGGGAGAUGAUGGCUCAAAAGUGUUGAAAUUUUAGAUCAUGUAAGUUAAGAGUCUAAAGAUUUUAGCUUUUACUUGAUUUCUUCAAUCAACUAUAAGUUCAUUUGUAUUCUUCACUUUCUUCUUGUUCAUGUUGAUUUGUAUAUGACCAUUAAUUUGUGAAAA
This is a messenger RNA of Alnus glutinosa, 1398 nucleotides long. Its product is annotated as F-box protein At3g07870-like. NCBI's taxonomy places the organism in Eukaryota, Viridiplantae, Streptophyta, Magnoliopsida, Fagales, Betulaceae. The transcript has a single exon. The coding region runs from base 80 to 1270 and encodes 396 amino acids. Gene Ontology annotation, molecular function: protein binding. The record is from RefSeq and is a predicted model, not a curated record.